AUGAAGACCUUCGUUUUGCUCGCCCUCGUGGCGGCAUGCUCCGCCGCCGUCUUCAAGGUGCCAGCCACCCAAUCCGGAUCGCUCCGCGCCAAGCUCAUCUCCGAGGGAACCUACCCACAAUUCCUCGCCACCCAACACGCCGCCCGUAUCGAGCAAUUGAACUCCGGCUCCCAACCAUUCCUCGACUACUUUGACGACUUCUACCUCGGAAACAUCACCCUCGGAACCCCACCACAACCAGCCACCAUCGUUUUGGACACUGGAUCCUCCAACUUGUGGGUUAUUGAUGCUGCAUGCAACUCCCAAGCUUGCAACGGAUACCCAGACUCUGGAUACAAGAAGCAGAAGUUCGACACCACCAAGUCGUCGACCUUCACCAAGGAGACCCGCAAGUUCUCGAUCCAAUACGGAUCCGGAUCCUGCAACGGAUACCUCGGAACCGACACCAUCACCUUCGGAGGACUCACCAUCAAGUCCCAAGAGUUCGGAGUUGCCACCCACUUGGCUGAGGUCUUCGGAUACCAACCAGUCGACGGAAUCCUCGGAUUGGGAUGGCCAGCACUCGCUGUUGACAAGGUUGUGCCACCAAUGCAAAACGUUCUUCCACAACUUGAUGCUCCACUCUUCACCGUUUGGCUCGAUCGCAAGCUCACCAUCUCCCAAGGAGGAUCCGGUGGACUUAUCACCUAUGGAGCUGUUGAUACCACCAACUGCGACUCUCAAAUCACCUAUGUUCCAUUGACCGCUAAGACAUACUGGCAAUUCGCUCUUGAUGGAUUCUCCGUCGGAACUUUCUCCGAGAACAAGAAGGAUCAAGUCAUCUCCGACACCGGAACCUCCUGGCUCGGAGCCCCAAACACCGUCGUGUCCGGAAUCGUCAAGGCCACCAAGGCCACCUUCGACUGGACCAACGAGCUCUACACCGUUGACUGCUCGACCAUGCAAACCCAACCAGACCUCGUCUUCACCAUCGGAGGAACCAAAUACAACGUCAAGUCUGUCGAGUACAUCUUGGACCUUCAACUCGGAGGUGGAAAGUGCGCUUUGGCCGUCUUCUCCAUGGGAAAUGGUGGCUUCGGACCAUCCUGGAUCCUUGGAGACACCUUCAUCCGCCAAUACUGUAACAUCUACGAUAUUGGAAACGCCAGAAUCGGAUUCGCCAACGCUCACCACAGCUUCUAA
Molecule: messenger RNA, 1182 nt
Organism: Caenorhabditis briggsae
Lineage: Eukaryota; Metazoa; Nematoda; Chromadorea; Rhabditida; Rhabditidae
Gene: Cbr-asp-1
Product: Protein CBR-ASP-1
Exons: 2
Coding region: 1-1182 (393 amino acids)
Biological process (GO): cell death; proteolysis
Cellular component (GO): lysosome
Molecular function (GO): aspartic-type endopeptidase activity
Source: RefSeq, a predicted model, not a curated record